UGGCCCGGCUGCUGGGCCGCUGGGAUCCCGGAGCACCUGCUUCUCCGCAGGCUCCCCGGCGGCCCCCGCGGGGAGGGGGUGGUGCGCCCGGGAGAGCGCGCUCCCCACCUGGGCCGGGGCGGCAGCAGCACCCGCCCCGCUGGGAGGGGCCGCGCGCGGGGCAGGGCCGGGCCGGGCUGAGCGUCUCCGGCCGCUCCCCGGCCGCUGCUGUCGGAGGAGCACAGCACUUGUUUCCAAGGUCUGUGGCGACCCCCGCGCCGCGGGAGCGCUGGUCAUGAGGACCCUGUGGCUGGCGCUGUGCGCUCUGGUGCGGCUGUGGCCCGGGGCCCUGGCGGGCUGCGCUGAGGCGGGGCGCUGCUGCCCCGGCCGGGACCCCUCCUGCUUUGCCCGAGGCUGGAGGCUGGACAGGGUCUACGGGACGUGCUUCUGUGACCAAGCCUGCCUCCUCACCGGGGACUGCUGCUUCGACUACACCAGGGCUUGUCCAGCUCGCCCGUGCAUCGUGGGGGAGUGGAGCCCCUGGAGCGGCUGUGCCGACCAUUGCAAGCCCAUGGCCCGCGUGCGGAGGCGUCAGGUCCAGCAGGAGCCGCAGAACGGUGGGGCGCCCUGCCCGGCCCUGGAAGAGAGAGCCGGCUGCCUGGAGUACUCCACUCCGCAGGGCCAGGCCUGCGGGCACGCCUUCGUCCCUGCCUUUAUAACUACCUCUGCAUUCAACAAGGAGAGAACAAGACACGCGGCCUCCCCCCAGUGGUCUACAGACACAGAGGAUGCCGGAUACUGUAUGGAGUUCAAGACCGAGUCCCUGACCCAUCACUGUACCAUGGAAAACCGGCCCCUGACUCGCUGGAUGCAGUACAUCCGAGAGGGGUACACGGUGUGUGUCGACUGUCAGCCUCCGGCUAUGAACUCCGUGAGCCUCCGCUGCUCUGGAGAUGGCCUGGACUCGGACGGAAAUCAAACUCUCCAUUGGCAAGCAAUCGGCAAUCCUCGAUGUCAAGGGACUUGGAAAAAAGUUCGGCGAGUAGACCAGUGCUCUUGUCCAGCUGUUCACAGUUUCAUAUUCAUAUAGAUUGUGAGGUCAAUAUUUCAAAAUGUGUUUGUAAAUAUGCUAAAUAUUACCAAGUCAUGUUCAACGCUUCAGAAACCGUCCAAAAACCUAUUUGGCCAAGAUCCUGAACACAUCGUUGCUACACUCUGAAGCGGAGAAAGAAAAUUUAGGGGCCGGUUCUCAAGAAACACAGUGCCUUUAUUUUUAUUUUUACUGAGUUGAAGACCCACCCUGAAGUCUCCUAUGGUUUUGUGGCCUUGAUCUUUCAUAUAGAAUCCUCUCAUUCAACAGGUGGCCCAUGGGCCACAAAAUACAUGUCUAUUUGCAUUAAAA
Messenger RNA from Hipposideros armiger (great roundleaf bat), 1381 nucleotides. It is a transcript of the gene SBSPON, whose product is annotated as somatomedin B and thrombospondin type 1 domain containing. Lineage: Eukaryota; Metazoa; Chordata; Mammalia; Chiroptera; Hipposideridae. Bases 275 to 1069 code for a protein of 264 amino acids. The transcript is spliced from 5 exons. The record is from RefSeq and is a predicted model, not a curated record.